CAACCAUGACAUCUUUAACUUCCGCUAAAUUAUGCUUCAUGCCUUAUUGCCUUGUCAUCUUCUUGUAUGUUUCAUCACCAAAUUGGGUUGCUUUUCCUUCUGCUACUUCUACUUCUGAUACUGAAGCAAAGGCUCUUCUCAAAUGGAAAGCCAGCUUAUUUCCAAAUCAAGCCCUCAAUAACCUCACCUGGUAUGACCCUCCCACUUAUAAUAUUAAUGUCACCAAUUCUUCCAGCAGCAACCCAAAACCAAGAACAAGCCUAUGCACUUGGACUGGUGUUUCAUGCAACGCAGCUGGAAGUGUCAGCAAGCUAAACCUUUCCACUUGUGGUAUUCAAGGUACGCUACAUGAGUUUUCAUUCUUGUCCUUCCCUAAUCUUGAAUAUCUUGACCUCAGCUUGAACAAACUCUUUGAUGCCAUUCCACCUCAAAUCAGCUACCUCUCCAAACUCCACCAUCUUGAUCUCUCUCAGAAUAACUUGUCUGGGAGAAUUCCACCAGAAAUCGGUCUUCCAAUAAAUCUUAGGUUUCUUCGUCUCUCUGUAAAUACUUUCUUGGGGGAAAUUCCUAAAGAGAUAGGCAACCUGAAAUCUCUUGUAUAUCUAAGGUUGUCUUACAACACUUUAAAUGGUCUCAUCCCUCCAAAUAUUGGUAACUUAAUAAAGCUAAACAGUUUCUACUUGCAUUCCAAUCAACUUUUUGGUUUGAUUCCCAAGGAGAUAAGGAACUUGAAAUCUCUUGUAGAUCUAAAGUUGUCUGGCAACAAUUUAAGUGGUCACAUCCCUCCAAAUAUUGGUAACUUAAUAAACCUAAACACUUUGUACUUGUAUUCCAAUCAACUUUCUGGUUUGAUUCCCAAGGAGAUAGGGAACUUGAAAUCUCUUGUAGAUCUCGAGUUGUCCUUCAAAAAUUUAAGUGGUCGCAUCCCUCCAAAUAUUGGUAACUUAAUAAAGCUAAAGACUUUGUUCAUGGAUGGCAAUCAACUUUCUGGUUUGAUUCCCAAGGAGAUAUGGAACUUGAAAUCUCUUGUAAAUCUAUCAUUGACCUACAACAAUUUAAGUGGUUUCAUCCAUCCAAAUAUUGGUAACUUAAUAAAGCUAAAGAUUUUGUACUUGGAUACAAAUCAACUUUCUGGUUCGAUUCCCAAUGAGAUAGGGAACUUCAAAUCUCUUGUAAAACUAGACUUGGGCUACAACAAUUUAAGUGGUCUCAUCCCUCCAAAUACUGGUAACUUAAUAAAGCUAAACAAUUUGCACUUGGAUUCCAAUCAACUUUCUGGUUUGAUUCCCAAGGAGAUAGGGAACUUGAAAUCUCUUUUAGAGCUAGAGUUGUCCUACAACAAUUUAAGUGGUCUCAUCCCACCUGAGAUUGGCAACGCAGUCCAAAUUCAGGUGUUGGACCUUUCUUCAAAUCAUUUAGUUGGGUUGAUCCCAAAAGAAUUCGGGAAGUUGUCUUCGUUGGUGAAUUUAAUGUUGAAUGGAAAUCAACUUUCAGGUCAUAUACCGUUGGAAUUCGGAUCAUUGAAUGAUCUUGAAUAUCUUGACUUGUCAACAAAUAAAUUCAGUGACUCAAUUCCCAGCAUUCUAGGUGACUUGCUCAAAUUAUACCAUCUAAAUUUGAGCAACAACAAGUUAUCUCAAGCAAUUCCAUUUAAGUUGGGGAAGUUAUUUCAAUUGAAUGACCUGGAUUUAAGUCAUAACUCACUUGAAGGUAAGAUACCAUCAGAAAUGGGCAGUAUGCAGAGUUUGGUAACACUUGAUCUUUCUCACAACAAUCUUUCGGGUUCCAUACCAUCAAGUUUCAAAGAUAUGCAUGGCUUGUCGUAUGUUGACAUAUCCUACAAUCACUUCGAAGGUCCCCUUCCUAACAUCAGUGCAUUUCGAGAAGCUCCGGCAGAAAGAUUAAAAGGGAACAAAGGAUUGUGUGGCAAAGUUGGAGCUCUGCUGCCACCCUGCAAUGCACAUGGGUCAAAAAAUGACCACAAGGUCAUAUUCUCUGUUCUAGUAGUAUUUGUACUUCUAUUUGCUCUCUUUACAAUUGUCUUUGUAAUAGUGCAAAGAAAGAAAAAGCAUCAAGAUACUAAACAAAACCACAUGCAUGGAGAAAUUUCAUUUUCGGUUUUAAAUUUUGAUGGAAAAUCAAUGUAUGAGGAAAUUAUAAGGGCAACCGAAGAUUUUGAUUCCACAUAUUGCAUUGGGAAGGGAGGACAUGGAAGCGUCUACAGAGUGAAUUUGUCAUCUGGAGACAUAAUGGCCGUGAAGAAACUCCAUCUGCCAUGGGAUGACGAGACAGAAUUUCCGAAGGAGUUCUUGAAUGAAGUCAGGGCACUCACUGAGAUAAGACAUCGGAAUAUUGUGAAGCUCUAUGGUUUCUGCGCACAUAAACGACACUCAUUUUUGGUGUAUGAGUAUCUUGAAAGAGGUAGCUUGGCCACAAUGUUGAGCAAAGAUGAAAAAGCUAAAGAGUUAGGGUGGAGUAAAAGGGUGAAUAUUGUUAAAGGCUUAGCUCAUGCCUUGUCUUACAUGCACCACGAUUGCUUGCCACCGAUUGUACAUCGUGACAUCUCAAGCAAGAAUAUUUUGUUGGAUUCUGAAUAUGAGGCCUGUAUUUCAGACUUUGGCACUGCUAGGUUUUUAAAUCCAACUUCAACUAAUUGGACUGCCGCUGCAGGCACAUAUGGCUACAUGGCACCAGAGCUUGCUUACACAAUGGAAGUGAAUGAGAGCUGCGAUGUUUAUAGCUUUGGUGUGGUCACAUUGGAAAUAAUUAUGGGAAAGCAUCCUGGAGAUCUUUUCUCAUCUUUCUCAUCGGUCUUUUCAUCCUCCUCCUCCUCCUCAUCAUCUGCAUUACCAGCCCAUCAAAUACCAAUUGUGGAUGUUUUGGACCAACGCAUUUCCCCUCCUACGCAUCAAGUUGCAAGUGAAGUGAUCUCUCUUGUGAAGAUAGCAUUUUCAUGCUUGAAUUCUAGCCCAAAAUCUCGUCCAACAAUAAAACAAGUUUCUCAUUUCCUCUCAACUUAGAUGUUGCAUUUGUCGAAGCCAAUACAUAUGAUGACAUGUGGUGAAUUGCUUGCUCUUGAUCUGU
Messenger RNA from Prunus mume (Japanese apricot), 3084 nucleotides. Lineage: Eukaryota; Viridiplantae; Streptophyta; Magnoliopsida; Rosales; Rosaceae. The record is from RefSeq and is a predicted model, not a curated record.